Molecule: messenger RNA, 375 nt
Organism: Trichomonas vaginalis G3
Lineage: Eukaryota; Parabasalia; Trichomonadida; Trichomonadidae
Product: proton-transporting ATPase activity, rotational mechanism
Exons: 1
Coding region: 1-375 (124 amino acids)
Biological process (GO): proton transmembrane transport
Cellular component (GO): proton-transporting V-type ATPase, V1 domain; membrane
Molecular function (GO): proton-transporting ATPase activity, rotational mechanism
Source: RefSeq, a predicted model, not a curated record
AUGAGUUUCCGCCACGUUCGCCCGAUUGAAACCGGAUAUUACAUGGCAGUAAUUGGUGAUGAAGAUACAGUUACUGGUUUCCUUCUUACCGGUAUUGGUCAAAUGGAAACAGAUAAGACAUGCAACUUCCUUUUAGUUCGUCCAAAGACAACACAGGAAGAAAUAGAAAAAGCUUUCAAGACAUUCACAGAUAGAGACGAUGUUGCUAUUCUUUUCAUCAACCAGCAUAUCGCAAAUGAAAUUCGUCAUUUAAUCACAGAAUUCAACAAGCCAUUACCAGCUAUCAUUGAAGUUCCUAGUAAGGAUCACUCAUACAAACCAGAAGAAGAUCCAGUUUUCCAGAGAGUUUCUGCUCUUCUCGGUUUGUCUUCUUAA